AUGCAACCAAAAAACAUAACAUAUUAAGGAUUGCCAGGUAUCUUUGAUUAAGAGUAAAAGCCCAACAAUGUGAACUUAAAUAUAAAUAAUGCGUUUUUAAUGGUCAGCUAGCAUAUCAUAGAUCCUAAAAGUGAAGUCACUAACUCAUAAUUGACAAAAAUUUUUAAUGAUAUAUAAAAAUAAAUGGAAUAAAAUUUGGAAAUUUAAAAAACAACAACUGAUAAUAUUUAAUAAGUACAGGAUAACAAAGUAUAUCCUGUUGUUAUAAAAGCAAAAAAAAUAGAUGGACUUGAUAAUUAACCAAAUCCAGGUGGUUGGAAUAAGUAACUAAGUCUUUUUUUAAGAGUAUUGAGAUAAUAUCUUAAAGAUUGUGAUUGUGAGUUAAAAUUCCACAUCAAUGAUAGUCAAUUAGAUCCAUAAGAGAAAUAGUAUGGAAUAUGGAGAAUGUUAACAUUAAAUGACACAACAAACUUUAAGUAUUGUGCUAUUUUUAAGAAUUACUAAUUAUCUUACACUUAGCUAAUGAAUAAUCCUAACGAAAUAAGCUAUUUAUGCGAUUUAGUAUAAUGGGGUGUUUUUUCUGUAAUGAAAAAUAAUUUUAAAAAAGAAAGUGUUAACAUUUUAGGUAUAAGCUAAUCUGCAAAUUCUAACUCAGACAUAGAAGUACACUUUAUACUGGAUGAGUCGGAUAUUGAGCAUAGUAGUAAAACAGUUAAUUUCGAUGCUUUAAGUAAAGAAUUAACUAACACUAUCAAAACAGGAUUUUGUUCAAAUAUUUCAGUCUGUUAAAAAAAAGUAACAAAGACUAUUACUCUUGCAUAUAGUUAAUUCUUGAAAGAUUAUUCUAGGGGUUGGGAAAAUAUAAAAAUGAAAUCAGAUAAAAGAGGUAUAAAAAAUGGAUAAAAAUAAGAUUACUUCUUCCCAUUUUCAUGGUAUGGAUUUGCAGUUGAUGUUUCAAAAUUGGAUCCUUAUGACCAAAAUUGGCUUUCUAUGGAAGAAAAUAAUCCCAGAGCAUGGCCAGUUGGAUAUUUACCAGCAACUAUAAAUCCUUUAACUCCAUAAGAUAGGCUUUAAUAUUCUGAAUCAAAAGAUAAAUUUACCUAAAGUGAAGUUGGAAGUUCUAUAACAGUUUAUCGUAAACCUGAAGAAAUGGAAUAAAAAUGUCAUAUUAUAACUGAUCCUUUAACAAAUUUAAAGUAUAAACUUGCCUAUCUUUGUAGAAUCAACAUAGACACACUUAAAUGUCCUGAAAAUAAUUAAAAUAUAUAUUUGAUUUCAAAUUUAAAAGAUGUCCGUCCUUACAGGAUCCUUAUGAAAAAAGUUAAUUGA
Molecule: messenger RNA, 1329 nt
Organism: Tetrahymena thermophila SB210
Lineage: Eukaryota; Ciliophora; Oligohymenophorea; Hymenostomatida; Tetrahymenidae
Exons: 6
Source: RefSeq, a predicted model, not a curated record